AUGGACAACCUAGGUGACUGUGAAAUUGACGAUUGGAUUUUUUUAAUUAAAUGGAGUAUUAAACAAACUCCUGGUUUGAGAAGUAAGAAUAGGCAGAAUAAUGAGAAUUAUGAGGCAUUAAAGAAAACUUUAAGUCAAUUUAUUCCUCUUAUUAGACUCGUUGAAAUUUCUCCUACUGAUUCAUACGAUAAAGUUGGACUUUAUAAAGGUAUUAUUCUUAAUCAUAUUUAUGAAGAAAUUGAAGAAUUUUAUUUUAAAGGUACUUUAUAA
This is a messenger RNA of Rhizophagus irregularis DAOM 181602=DAOM 197198, 270 nucleotides long. RefSeq lists its product as uncharacterized. NCBI's taxonomy places the organism in Eukaryota, Fungi, Glomeromycota, Glomeromycetes, Glomerales, Glomeraceae. The record is from RefSeq and is a predicted model, not a curated record.